GACAAAUAUUGUCUCCUCUGGACACUGAUCAUAUUUUCCCCCAAAGCAAACACCGAAGAACCCUAGUCCCUAGGUCGCGCGUCAAAAUGGAAAUAGCAAUCGAAGACGAAGAAGACGAACAGCAACAACAACCGAAAAGAAUCAAGGCGUCGCACUCUACCGAAACGUCUGAAGACCCUCUGUGGAUUCCUACCCUUCUGCCUGAGAUCAUUAUCGAAAUCCUCUCGAGACUUCCCGUUGAAUCACUCUUGCGAUGUAAGUCCGUUUGCAAAUUAUGGUGCUCUAUGAUAUCGGAUUCUCAUUUCGUCAAAUCUCAUCUCGCUUUGUCAACUAGCAACAAUCGUUACACACAUCAUCGAUUGAUUUUACAUACUUCACCAAGAAUAAAUCUCAAGAGCAGUCCUCUCUAUGAUGUGCUGUAUGCUGAAUCCGUUAAUCUCCUAGAGCAUGAUUAUCCUUUGAAACAUCCUUACAAAUCAAUUUGGAUCGCCGGUUCUUGCAAUGGAUUAUUAUUCAUAGCUGUUGAGGACGAUGAUUUGUUUCUUUGGAACCCUGGUACUCGAAAAUCGAACAGAUUACCAGAUGUUGGUUUCAAUGUGCGAUCGGGUAGCUACGUGUUAUAUGGUUUUGGGUAUGACGAGUCAAAGGAUGAUUACAAAGUUGUUGGAAUAUCUUGUGUUUUCAGAAGUGGAGGCAAUUAUAAUAUAAGGGUGAAAAUCUACUCAAUGAAAUUAGGAAAUUGGAAGAACAUCGGUGCUUUUCCUCAUGGUAUCCCGUUGGAUGAUUCUGGAAAGCUUUCAAAUGGAGCUCUUCAUUGGGCCGCUAGUCAAGAUUUUGGAUCAUUUUAUUCUUGGAGGAUAAUUUCUCUUGAUUUAGCGAAGGAGACAUAUGGAGAAAUUUUGCAACCUGUGUAUGAUGAAGGUAACAAAGAUUUGACAUUGGGGGCUUUGGGAGAAUCUUUGUGUGUGCUUUGUGAUUAUAGUAAAAUUCGUGCAGAUGUAUGGGUGAUGAAGGUUUAUGGGGUGAAAGAUUCUUGGACUAAAUUGGUUUCAAUCCCAUAUCUCACUGAUCCUGGGAGGGAUCAAUUUUCAGUGCCUUUGUGUAUUUCAAACGAUGGGAAAGUUUUGUUGCAAUUUGGGGCAAAAUUGGUUUUGUAUGAUUCCAAGAAUCUCUCAUUCUCAGAGAUUCACAACAUUGAUGAAUGUCAUGAAGCUUAUACCUUUGUUGAGAGCCUGGUUUCACCUGAAGCACCCAUUAGGUCUUGGAGAUAACAAUCAGGGUGGAAAUCUUAUCAAGGAAUCUGUAGUGACUCUUCAGGAGCUUGUGGAUUCUUUAGUAUCUAUGUUUUCCAGGUUCAUGUGAGAAUUGUUUUACCUGUUUUGGAUGUGUGUUUGGUUGUUUCGAAUAAACAUGUUAUGCAGAUUAUGUUGUUAUAUCUAUCUAUUGUAAUUAUGGUUAAACUUGUUGGUUUAA
Molecule: messenger RNA, 1473 nt
Organism: Lactuca sativa (garden lettuce)
Lineage: Eukaryota; Viridiplantae; Streptophyta; Magnoliopsida; Asterales; Asteraceae
Product: F-box/kelch-repeat protein At3g23880
Molecular function (GO): protein binding
Source: RefSeq, a predicted model, not a curated record